AUGGCUCCCCUGGCCUUGGUGGGGUUUGCACUCCUCCUGGGGACUCCCCCAUGCUCAGGGGCAGCCACCCCGACCCCCUCCCUGCCACCUCCCCCAGCCAACGACAGCGAUGCCAGCAGCAUGGAGGGCUGCCAGGGCUCCAACCGCUGCCAGCCAGGGGUCCUGCUGCCCGUUUGGGAGCCUGAUGACCCGUCGCUGGGGGACAAAGCAGCGCGGGCCGUGGUCUACUUUGUGGCCAUGGUCUACAUGUUCCUGGGUGUAUCCAUCAUUGCCGACCGCUUCAUGGCAUCCAUCGAGGUCAUCACGUCCAAGGAGAAAGAGAUCACUAUCACUAAGUCCAAUGGCGAGACCAGCGUGGGCACCGUCCGCAUCUGGAACGAGACCGUGUCCAACCUCACACUCAUGGCCCUGGGCUCCUCGGCCCCUGAGAUCCUGCUGUCUGUUAUUGAGGUCUGCGGCCACAACUUCCAGGCGGGCGAGCUGGGCCCGGGCACCAUCGUGGGCAGCGCUGCCUUCAACAUGUUUGUGGUCAUUGCCGUGUGCAUCUACGUCAUCCCAGCCGGUGAGAGCCGCAAGAUCAAGCACCUGAGAGUCUUCUUUGUCACCGCUUCUUGGAGUAUCUUCGCCUACGUCUGGCUCUAUCUCAUCCUUGCCGUCUUUUCCCCGGGUGUGGUCCAGGUGUGGGAGGCGCUGCUGACCCUCGUCUUCUUCCCGGUGUGCGUGGUGUUCGCCUGGAUGGCUGACAAGCGGCUGCUCUUCUACAAGUACGUGUACAAGCGCUACCGCACCGACCCGCGCAGCGGCAUCAUCAUCGGCGCCGAGGGCGACCCCCCCAAGAGCAUCGAGCUGGACGGCACGUUCUUGGGCGCCGAGGCACCGGGCGAAGUGGGCGGCCUGGGCCCGGGGCCCGCCGAGGCCCGCGAGCUGGACGCCAGCCGCCGCGAGGUCAUCCAGAUCCUCAAGGACCUCAAGCAGAAGCACCCGGACAAGGACCUGGAGCAGCUGGUGGGCAUCGCCAACUACUACGCGCUGCUGCACCAGCAGAAGAGCCGCGCCUUCUACCGCAUCCAGGCCACGCGGCUAAUGACGGGAGCGGGCAACGUGCUGCGGCGACACGCGGUGGACGCUUCGCGCAGGGCCAGCCCGGCCGAGGGCCCCGGCGAGGACGAGGACGACGGCGCCAGCCGCAUCUUCUUUGAGCCCAGCCUCUACCACUGCCUGGAGAACUGUGGCUCCGUGCUGCUGUCCGUCACCUGCCAAGGCGGCGAGGGCAACAGCACCUUCUACGUGGACUACCGCACGGAGGACGGCUCCGCCAAGGCCGGCUCCGACUAUGAGUACAGCGAGGGCACGCUGGUGUUCAAGCCGGGCGAGACACAGAAGGAGCUGCGUAUCGGCAUCAUCGACGACGACAUCUUCGAGGAGGACGAGCACUUCUUCGUGCGGCUGCUGAACCUACGCGUGGGCGACGCGCAGGGCAUGUUCGAGCCCGACGGCGGCGGGCGGCCCAAGGGGCGGCUGGUGGCGCCGCUGCUGGCCACCGUCACCAUCCUGGACGACGACCACGCGGGCAUCUUCUCCUUCCAGGACCGCCUGCUGCACGUGAGCGAGUGCAUGGGCACCGUGGACGUGCGCGUCGUGCGCAGCUCGGGCGCGCGCGGCACCGUGCGCCUCCCCUACCGCACAGUGGACGGGACGGCGCGCGGCGGCGGCGUGCACUACGAGGACGCGUGCGGAGAGCUCGAGUUCGGCGACGACGAGACCAUGAAAACUCUUCAGGUGAAGAUAGUUGAUGAUGAGGAAUAUGAGAAAAAGGAUAAUUUCUUCAUCGAGCUGGGCCAGCCACAGUGGCUUAAGCGAGGGAUUUCAGCUCUGCUACUCAAUCAAGGGGAUGGGGACAGGAAACUGACGGCUGAGGAGGAAGAGGCUCGGAGGAUAGCAGAAAUGGGCAAGCCGGUUCUUGGGGAAAACUGUCGACUGGAGGUCAUCAUUGAGGAGUCGUAUGAUUUUAAGAACACAGUGGAUAAACUCAUCAAGAAAACGAACUUGGCUUUGGUGAUUGGGACCCAUUCGUGGAGAGAGCAGUUUUUAGAGGCAAUUACGGUGAGCGCAGGGGACGAGGAGGAGGAGGAGGACGGGUCCCGGGAGGAACGACUGCCGUCAUGCUUUGACUACGUCAUGCACUUCCUGACGGUGUUCUGGAAGGUUCUGUUCGCCUGCGUGCCCCCCACCGAGUACUGCCACGGCUGGGCCUGCUUCGGUGUCUGCAUCCUGGUCAUUGGGCUGCUCACCGCCCUCAUUGGGGACCUCGCCUCCCACUUCGGCUGCACCGUUGGCCUCAAGGACUCUGUCAACGCUGUCGUCUUCGUGGCCCUGGGCACCUCCAUCCCCGACACGUUCGCCAGCAAGGUGGCGGCGCUGCAGGACCAGUGCGCCGACGCCUCCAUCGGCAACGUGACGGGCUCCAACGCCGUGAACGUGUUCCUGGGCCUGGGCGUGGCCUGGUCUGUGGCCGCCGUGUACUGGGCGGUGCAGGGCCGCCCCUUCGAGGUGCGCACCGGCACGCUGGCUUUCUCCGUCACGCUCUUCACCGUCUUCGCCUUCGUGGGGAUCGCCGUGCUGCUGUACCGGCGCCGGCCGCACAUCGGCGGCGAGCUGGGCGGCCCGCGCGGCCCCAAGCUCGCCACCACCGCGCUCUUCCUGGGCCUCUGGUUCCUCUACAUCCUGUUCGCCAGCCUGGAGGCUUACUGCCACAUCCGGGGCUUCUAG
Molecule: messenger RNA, 2769 nt
Organism: Mesoplodon densirostris (Blainville's beaked whale)
Lineage: Eukaryota; Metazoa; Chordata; Mammalia; Artiodactyla; Ziphiidae
Gene: SLC8A2
Product: solute carrier family 8 member A2
Exons: 9
Coding region: 1-2769 (922 amino acids)
Biological process (GO): sodium ion transmembrane transport; calcium ion import across plasma membrane; cell communication
Cellular component (GO): postsynapse; axon; sarcolemma
Molecular function (GO): calcium:sodium antiporter activity
Source: RefSeq, a predicted model, not a curated record